AGAGGGAGAAGAAAAGAGCAAGCUACUAAAGUGACUUUCGUCUGCGACUUGAGUGUUGUCAGACCCUCUGAGCUGUGCCCCUCGCCCUCGGGCCUCCUGGAAUAGCCCCAACGGCUUGACCGGGUUUCAAGAGUGCAGGCAUCGUCUCUGAGGUUCAGUGUCAUAUAAGAUGUCAGACUCUGUGGAUUACAAAGAUAACACCAUCAUCCAAGAAGCUAUGGACUCGAGAUUAACCUGUGGGAUCUGUAGAGGGCGCUACAACGAUCCUCGUCUCCUGCCAUGUCUUCACACAUAUUGUAUGUCUUGUCUCCAAGGUCUUGAGUCUCAUGUACUCUUCUAUCGGGAUGAUGGCAGCGACACCAGCUCUUUGAGUAGCAUGCUGAGCCACUUGGGCAAUAAAGCAUCUGCCAUCAUGUGUCCCGCUUGUGGUACAGAAGUGGAGUUAUCCAAAGGAGGUCUAGGAGUUUUUCCGGUCGACUUCAUGGCUCAGAGGAUCCUGGUCCUCGACUCGCUGAACCCAAACUCGAGCAAUCUCAUCUGCGACCUUUGCACGGAUAACUCCAAGGCGAUAUCACGCUGUGUGGAAUGCAUGGUGAAUGUGUGUGGCUUCUGUGUCCAGGCCCACAAGAGACAACGCAAGACUGCCGGCCACGGCGUGAUCAGCCUCCACGAAGCUCAGCGUCAAGGGACGACCCAAAUCCACUGCCCUGUCCAUUGCCCGAAGCAUACGCAAGAGGAGCUUAAGUUCUUUUGCGAGACGUGUGACCAGCCGGUCUGCCGGGAGUGCUGUCUGGUGGAGCAUAGAGAGCAUCUGGUGGAGUACACCGAGGAUGUCGCGGAGCACCAUGCGAGGGUAAUCGCCAACCUGAUCUCUCGUCUCCAACCUCACAUGCAGGCUAUCAUGGCCGGCAAGGCUGCAUCGGAACACCUGGAAUGCAUGAUCAAGGAGCGCGGAGAGCAGGUCAAGUGCGAGGUGAACCACUACUUUGACAACUUCAUCCAGGCUCUGCAGUCGCAUCGGCAGUCUCUGGUGACUCAGAUCGGGCAGGUCUGCGACACGAGGUCCAAGUCUCUGCAGUCGCAGCGGAUACAGCUCCAGCAGAUCCUCACCGACAUGGAGCACAGUAGCCGAUUAGCAUCCCAAGCGCUGGCUGACAGCAAUAACAAGGAGCUCAUGUCCAUCAAACCACUGAUCUCUCAAAGGUUGUGCCACCUGAAUCGCAUCUCCUACCAGAGCACACCCAAGGGAGAUUCAACUCUCCAGUUUAAACCCAAGAUUGUGUCUAAGAAAGUGGUGAAUGGAAUGCAGGUUCCUGGCAUUGUGGACACCAAGAUAGCUGACUGUAACAAGAGCAUUGCUAAGGGAGACGGUCUUCAUAGGGCCAAUCUAGGCCAACUAACCACCGUCACCAUUUCUCUCCAAGAUGCUAUGGAGCAGGCCUAUCGUCAUGGAGCAGAUGAAAUCAUGGCUGAACUUCUUGCCAUAGAGGGCAGGACAAGAGCAUACCCAUGCAAGGUGGCCGAGAACGCCGAUGGGAGUUACGGAGUGAGUUACACACCCAAGCAGCUAGGAGCUCAUUCUCUUCAAAUCCUUGUCAAUGGCCAUCACAUCAGGGGGAGUCCCUUUAGUGUGUCGGUGAAGGUGGGAUGGCAGGAGCACACUGGUGUAUGGCAUUGCUGUACAUUCUGUUCCAGUGAGGGCAACAAGCAAGCUACCUGUGCGUGUGGGGCCAUCAUGCCUGGUGGCUUCAAGGGUUGUGGUCACAGUCACCAAGGCCAUCCAGGGAAGUGGCACUGGUCGUGCUGCGCUGUCAACGUGAGAGACGCCGAAUGCACUGCUCGUCGUACCACCCUGAGCAACAACAACACUCUCGCUGCGCUACGUAGCAGAAUUCCCAGCACCAGCUCUGGAUCUACCGACCAGUCGUCCAGAUCGGGGGAUGGAGGGCCUGUUAAGUUCGUUGAGAAACCCACAUUGGACACAAGAGUGGUCUCUAAAAGUAAAGUCAAGACAGUGUCUUUAUAGGUACAUGUAUGUGUGGAUCUAAUUAAGGGUCAGUUGCCUUCUUGGGGUACUGAUGUUGGAAAGAAACUUAGAGUUGAUUACAUUCAUGUAGAGGUUUCAGAAUUUAUUUGAGUAUAUAGAGAAACCCAUGUUGGACAAGAGAGUCUCCAAAAGUAAAGUCAAGACGAUGUCUUUGUAGGUGUGUAUAGAACUAAUCAAGGGACACUUGCCUUCUUGUGGUUCUUCUGGAUGUUGGAUAGAAACCUAUGAGUCAAUUGCAUCCAUCUAGAGGUUUCAGAAUUAAGCAUGGCACAUUUGCGUUCAGGAGAAAAGAUCAUUUGGCAGACAGAUUUCUGUUACUUAAAUGUCUUUUCAGAAAUAUACUGUAUUCUGUUACAUCAACUCAUGUCUUUGAGAAAGCGAACAUAUAGGGAUCCUCACUUGUGAUGAAACAGCAGACAGGCUUCAAAAUACAAUUGUAGUGAAGCAUGAAAAACUUUCCAAACUUUUUGGCUGAAGAGAAGGAUUAUUUAAAAUGUGGUAUGAAUUUUCAGCAUAUGAACUAUGAAAAGAAGUGUAUUUUGUCUUUCUACGCGUUGUGAAGAAUCUGGCCCGACUAUCAAGAAAUUAAUGAGAGAGGGGGCUGUUUAUGUUUAUGAUGAAGAGACUCGAUUUCAUUUUAUGUGGAUCACUCUUCCUAUUCUUUUACAUUUAUAGCAAAUUAUUCACAGGCACUUGAAAAACUGAUCACACUCUUUAAAAGAGCAAGACAACUCUGAUUAUUAUGAUUUUUGAAAAUAAAAAAAUGGUAGGUGUUGUGCAGUAUGUGUUGUAAUGUUACGUUUGAAUAUAUUUGGGAAAGGAAAGAAGUAACGGGAUGUAAUAGGGACUAAAACCAAUAAAAAAACACUUUUUCGUCCUUGAUUUGAUGAUUCUUGCAAAAUUGCUGUUUUAUUUCACUUGAAAAAUACACAUAACCAUGCAAUUAAAUAAUUAUGCAAUAUCUUUCACUGAUGAUGAAGUAAUCGUCAUGCUACAUAUUUAUUUCAAUAUUGACAUCAUAUGUAUCACAUUGUACUCGCGCAUGAUUUUCAUAUAUUUGUUUAUUUAUCUUUAGUCAUUAUGUAUCUCUACUAAUCAAAUAUUUAGUCAUCAAUUAUAAUUGAAUACAUGUAUCUUUACAUCAGUGGUGCUCAGAAAUUCCCUGUUUCAAUGCUGUUAUUUAUUUUAUUAUACCAAGCAUAUUUGCAGCAUUUACUACUACCAUGCAUGAGUAAGUGAUGACAUCAUGAGUACAUUUUGUGAUUUGUGCCAUGUAUACAUAUUCAGCAAUGACAACAGUAAAGACAGUGCCUUUCAUAACAUACAGUUUACAACCAAAUUAUUCACACCCUUGCCAAGUUUUGUAAUUUUUUAAUUAUGUAAGAAAUUGAUUUGUCCCAAUUUAUGUUUCUUGAGAAAGUGACAUUUAAGCUUAAUACGUUUAAUAGUAUUCAACAAAGGCCCAAAUUCAACCAGUCAACCUUUCAUUCUUUGAAGUGACGAAAAACAAAAAAGCAUCAAAUUUACAAGGGGUAUGAAUAAUUUAGUUGUUAACUGUAUAUAUAUCUUUCACAUAUUCUUUUUCCUGCUAAGGACAUCAUGUGCAAUGGAAAAAAAAAAAAAAAAAGUGAACAAGGAAUCAUUCAGAAAAAAUUGUUCAUGAAGCUAUGUAUUAUUUUUUCCCCCUUUGCCCAGUGUGAUUAUUUAUGUUCUUACAACUUCUAGAAAAGAAAUUGCUGAAUGGUAGCCUGGAUUUAUCAAAAGCAAAACUUACUAAAAAGGAAAAUAUUAUUGCACACUGCACAGAAAAAGUGACAUUACAAGAACUUCUUUAUUUGUACUUGGAAGAGUUAGAGUUGCAUAAUGCAGAGAGUUCAAUUUCAAAACCUCACUGAUUAUAUCUUGUAUCCUACUAACUUAUUACCUUUAUAUUAACUAGUAGACAACUUGUGUCUUAUGUUUACUAGAUAUUGUAAUAACAAAUAGUUCAGUUCAAUUAUAACCAAAUAUAGAUUUAUAUAUGUUUUGUAUCUCUAACCCCCAAAUAAAUUAUUGUUUCUAAA
Messenger RNA from Strongylocentrotus purpuratus (purple sea urchin), 4110 nucleotides. RefSeq names its product tripartite motif-containing protein 45. The transcript is spliced from 6 exons. The coding region runs from base 170 to 2026 and encodes 618 amino acids. Gene Ontology annotation, biological process: positive regulation of DNA-templated transcription. Gene Ontology annotation, cellular component: nucleoplasm; chromatin. Gene Ontology annotation, molecular function: protein binding; zinc ion binding; ubiquitin-protein transferase activity. NCBI's taxonomy places the organism in Eukaryota, Metazoa, Echinodermata, Echinoidea, Camarodonta, Strongylocentrotidae. The record is from RefSeq and is a predicted model, not a curated record.